AUGCAAGUGGAAACCGUAAUUCAGCUAUUGAUUCUUUUAGUUGAUGACGAGAGUCGUAUUGUUGGUGGCCAGCCAGCAAGUAUCGAUGAUCAUCCGUACCAGGUGUCUCUUCGAUAUAAUAAUCGUCACGUAUGCGGUGGCGCUAUCAUUAGCGAACAAUGGGUCAUUACAGCCGCGCACUGUGUCCAGAGAGCUUUCGUUCCAUUAAUUUCGAUAAAGGCUGGGUCUUCCAAUCUGCGGGAGAAUGGGAUAAUCGUCGAAGCUGAAGAAAUCAUUAGCCACGAGAUGUACGAUCCCAGAAACUCUGAUUACGAUAUAGCUCUAAUUCGGUUGAAAAAGCCGCUGGAAUAUGACAGCAAGGUGAGACCGAUCCUCCUGGCACCGGUCGCCGAUUAUUACCAAGCUGGUACCAAGGCGAUGGUUACCGGCUGGGGAGUGACGAAAAGCAAUGGCCAGCUGUCCAACCAGUUACGUAAAGUCGAGGUGCCGCUCGUCUCUAACACCGAUUGCGCAGAGCUGUACGGGUUCCGGCCCAUCACGCAGAGAAUGAUUUGCGCCGGUUACGUAAACUUCGGCGGGAAGGACGCGUGCCAGGGUGAUAGUGGCGGACCAAUGGUGCAACACGACAAAUUAAUCGGGAUCGUGUCCUGGGGUAUCGGAUGCGCACGGCCAUCUUUCCCCGGGGUCUACACGCGCAUCACAGUGCUUCGUAGCUGGAUCACAGAGAAAACUGGUUUAUGA
Nomia melanderi (Alkali bee) is the source of this 741-nucleotide messenger RNA. Its product is annotated as trypsin-7-like. Gene Ontology annotation, biological process: proteolysis. NCBI's taxonomy places the organism in Eukaryota, Metazoa, Arthropoda, Insecta, Hymenoptera, Halictidae. Gene Ontology annotation, molecular function: serine-type endopeptidase activity. The record is from RefSeq and is a predicted model, not a curated record.